UUUAAAUUUUGCAUCAGACUGUACCUAUAUUUUAAAGAUAUGAAGUCUCACUUAAGUUUUCUUGCGUUCUUAGUUAGUAUAAUUUUUUUUGCUGAUAUUACUUUCGCUGCUAAGCAACCACUUUGUACGUAUAAAAACACUGGAGGUGAAACGGUUUUUCUAACUUAUAUGCCAUUAUCGAAAAAAGGUGAAGAAUAUAUUGAUUUUAAUAAUGCUGGUAAUGGAAUGUGCGUUAAAAAAGCAACUUGUUUAGAUGAUUUCUCCACCAAAGUUGAAGACUGUUCUUCAGUGAAAAUUACAUGCACAAAUAGACGACAAUUUCAAGGCGUAUUUCCAUCGUGUUGCAUAAAAUGUUAAUAAAACUAUAAAAAUUUACAUUAAAAAUAAAAAUAUUUUAAAUCUAAUGUAUU
Episyrphus balteatus (marmalade hoverfly) is the source of this 410-nucleotide messenger RNA. RefSeq lists its product as uncharacterized. The record is from RefSeq and is a predicted model, not a curated record. Lineage: Eukaryota; Metazoa; Arthropoda; Insecta; Diptera; Syrphidae. The transcript has 3 exons. Bases 40 to 357 code for a protein of 105 amino acids.